This is a messenger RNA of Sciurus carolinensis (gray squirrel), 4730 nucleotides long. It is a transcript of the gene Ube3c, whose product is annotated as ubiquitin protein ligase E3C. The record is from RefSeq and is a predicted model, not a curated record. The coding region runs from base 239 to 3490 and encodes 1083 amino acids. The transcript has 23 exons. Lineage: Eukaryota; Metazoa; Chordata; Mammalia; Rodentia; Sciuridae. Gene Ontology annotation, molecular function: ubiquitin protein ligase activity; protein binding. Gene Ontology annotation, biological process: ubiquitin-dependent protein catabolic process; protein polyubiquitination.
GGCAGCGCGGCGGCCGCCAUCUUCCGUGCCGGCGGCGGCGGCGGUGCAGGCGCGGGGUCAGCGGCGCGGCGGCGCCCCUCGCUCGGCCCGGCGGCGGGCGUGGACCAGGCAGGAGCCCGGGCCGCCGGCAGGUUCGCCGCCCGCGCGCCCGCGGGCAGGGUGUGGAGCGCAGACACCGCCGGACCCGCCCGAGGCCGCCCGCGCCCCCCGGGCCGCGCAGAUGGGAUAGGCGGCGAAGAUGUUCAGCUUCGAAGGGGACUUCAAAACGAGGCCCAAGGUGUCGCUCGGCGGCGCGAGCAGGAAGGAAGAAAAGGCUUCUCUUUUACAUCGCACUCAGGAAGAAAGAAGGAAAAGAGAGGAAGAAAGACGAAGAUUAAAAAAUGCAAUAAUUAUUCAAUCAUUUAUUCGAGGCUACAUAGACAGAAAACAGCAAUAUUCCCUUCAGAGAAGUGCGUUUGAUCGCUGUGCACACUCUGCACAGUCUGGUGGCACUUUCUCCGUCGCUAGUGCCUCCAAUCUUACCCUCCUGGUAAGGCAGCUUCUGUUUUUUUACAAACAAAGUGAAGACGCAAAACGAUUGAUAUGGCUGUAUCAGAACUUAAUUAAACACAGCUCCCUGUUUAUCAAGCAGCUGGAUGGAUCUGAGAGACCGACAUGCUUAUUUCAGAUAAAGAGGCUCAUGAGCCUCUGUUGCAGGCUGCUGCAGAGCUGUAGCGACGACAGUCUGAAUGCUGCACUGCCAAUGAGGAUGCUUGAGGUCUUCUCCUCGGAGAGCACUUACCUGCCCGUCUUGGGGGACGCUGGCUACGUGGCCUCAGUCAUCGAGCAGAUUCUGCACUACAUGGUCCACAAUGGGUAUUAUAGGUCUCUCUAUUUGUUGAUUAACAGCAAGCUUCCAUCAAGUAUUGAAUAUUCUGAUUUAUCUCGAGUUCCUAUAGCAAAAGUAUUGCUGGAGAAUGUCCUAAAACCGUUGCACUUUACCUACAGCUCCUGCCCAGAAGGUGCAAGGCAGCAAGUUUUUUCCGCCUUCACAGAGGAGUUUCUGGCAGCACCUUUCACAGAUCAGAUUUUCCGCUUCGUCGUCCCGGCAUUAGCGGACGCACAGACCGCCUUCCCUUACGAGCCCUUUCUGAGCGCACUGCUGUCACUGGAGAGUGGAUGCCCGAGCAGGAGGGCUGGAGCGCCGUGGCUCUUCUAUUUUGUUUUGACUGUCGGCGAGAAUUACCUGGGGUUGCUCUCUGAGGAGGGCCUGCUGGUGUACCUGCGAGUGCUCCAGACGUUCCUCUCCCAGCUACCUGCCUCCCCUGCCGGCGCCAGCUCCCACGAUUCCACCAGCGACUCCGAGGAUGAGAGCGCAGAGGCCGACAAGCCUGCCAGCCCUGAGGACGGCAGAGUCUCUGCCCCGGACAUCACCGAGGAGUGUCUGAAGAAGCUGGACACGAAGCAGCAGACCAGCACCCUGCUGAACCUGGUGUGGAGGGACUCGGCCAGCGAGGAGGUCUUCACCAGGAUGGCCUCCAUCUGCCACACACUGAUGGUGCAGCACCGCAUGAUGGUGCCCAGAGUCAGGCUCCUCUACAGUCUAGCCUUCAAUGCCAGGUUUCUGCGGCACCUUUGGGUCCUCAUCUCUUCCAUGACGACGCGGAUGAUCACGGGGUCGAUGGUGCCGCUGCUCCAGGUGAUGUCCAGGGGCUCCCCCAUGUCCUUCGAGGACUCGAGUCGCAUCAUCCCGCUCUUUUACCUCUUCAGCUCCCUCUUCAGUCAUUCGCUGAUUUCCAUCCAUGACAAUGAAUUCUUCGGCGACCCCAUAGAAGUUGCAGGGCAGAGGCGGCCGUCCAUGAUGCCCUUCACGCUGGAGGAGCUGGUCGUGCUGUCCCGCUGCCUGCGCGACGCCUGUCUGGGCAUCAUCAAGCUGGCCUACCCGGAAGCCAAGCCCGAGGUGCGGGAGGAGUACGUCACCGCCUUCCAGAGCGUCGGCGUGACCACCAGCUCUGAGGUGCAGCAGUGCAUUCAGACGGAGCAGAAGCGCUGGAUCCAGUUGUUCAAGGUCAUCACCAACCUAGUGAAGAUGCUCAAGUCCAGAGACACGAGGAGAACCUUUUGUCCUCCGGACCACUGGCUGUCAGAACAAGAGGAUAUUAAAGCAGAUAAGGUCACCCAGCUCUACGUGCCCGCGUCCAGACAUGUGUGGAGGUUCCGGCGGAUGGGGAGGAUUGGUCCGCUACAGUCCACCCUGGAGGUGGGUCUGGAGUCCCCACCGCUGUCUGUGUCUGAGGAGCGGCAGCUGGCGGUCCUGACGGAGCUGCCUUUCGUGGUUCCCUUUGAGGAGCGAGUGAAGAUUUUUCAAAGGUUGAUUUAUGCAGAUAAGCAAGAAGUUCAAGGAGAUGGCCCAUUUCUGGAUGGAAUUAAUGUCACAAUAAGAAGAAACUAUAUUUAUGAAGAUGCUUAUGACAAACUUUCCCCAGAAAAUGAGCCUGAUUUGAAAAAGCGGAUCCGUGUGCAUUUGCUCAACGCCCAUGGCCUGGAUGAAGCCGGCAUCGAUGGUGGUGGUAUUUUCAGGGAGUUUUUAAAUGAACUGCUAAAAUCAGGAUUUAACCCCAAUCAGGGGUUCUUUAAGACUACUAACGAAGGGCUUCUGUACCCCAACCCGGCUGCUCAGAUGCUCGUGGGAGACUCUUUUGCCAGACAUUACUACUUCCUAGGCAGGAUGCUUGGAAAGGCUCUCUAUGAAAACAUGCUGGUGGAGCUGCCCUUUGCUGGCUUCUUCCUCUCCAAGCUGCUGGGGACCAGUGCAGAUGUGGACAUCCACCACCUGGCCUCCUUGGACCCUGAGGUCUACAGGAACCUGCUGUUCCUCAAGAGCUAUGAGGAGGACGUGGAGGAGCUGGGGCUGAACUUCACCGUGGUGAACAACGACCUGGGAGAGGCCCAGGUGGUUGAACUCAAGCUCGGCGGGAAGGACAUCCCUGUCACCAGUGCCAACCGCAUCGCCUACAUCCACCUGGUGGCCGACUACAGGCUGAACAAGCAGAUCCGCCCACACUGCCUGGCUUUCCGGCAGGGCCUGGCCAACGUCGUCAGCCUGGAGUGGCUCCGAAUGUUUGACCAGCAGGAAAUUCAGGUAUUAAUUUCUGGUGCACAAGUUCCCAUAAGUCUGGAGGACCUAAAAUCCUUUACAAACUAUUCAGGAGGCUAUUCUGCCGAUCACCCUGUCAUCAAGAUCUUCUGGAGAGUCGUGGAAGGCUUCACUGACGAGGAGAAGCGCAAGCUGCUCAAGUUUGUGACGAGCUGCUCCCGGCCCCCUCUCCUGGGCUUCAAGGAGCUGUACCCGGCCUUCUGCAUUCACAACGGAGGCUCGGACCUCGAGCGGCUGCCCACGGCCAGCACGUGCAUGAACCUGCUGAAACUCCCGGAGUUCUACGACGAGGCCCUUCUGCGAAGCAAGCUGCUCUACGCCAUCGAGUGCGCUGCCGGCUUCGAGCUGAGCUGAGUGGCCCGGCUGGGUCUGACCCCAGAGCAGCCGGCCCCUCCCCAGGCCCGCGAGGCGCUCAGGCUGGAUUGCGGCUCUGCAAGCGCUCCCCUCCAGCAUUCCUCCCUCCUUCAUUUUUUAGAUGAUUUUUAUUACAACACAGCCACUUAUUUAGAUGGACAUUGCUUUUCAAGUAACUUAAAAUAAGUUGUUUUGUGCCGGGCGGCUGAUGUAGUAACUCCGCCAAGAGGAGCAGUUUUUAGACUAGUGGCAACUGGGUGAAAUUAACCAAAGAUGAAGCUUUGGCUUUGCUGACCUGGCUAGGGUCCUCCUGAGCUGUGGCCACCACCUCCUGUGUGGGCACCCCAUGGUCUGCAACCAACGGGGGGCUGAGACGCCGCCCGGCCAGCGCUUCUCACGUGGUUGAUUGUUUACAAGCCUAACUGUUGAACCUGAAGGCACCCUUCCUGCUGCCUUCCCACAGUGACCGGGUCUGGACCCUAGAGGGUGGUGUGUCGCUGUGCUUUGAUGCCAUUCCCCGCGGGACCAGCUUGCUGUUUCCAGUGCAGCCUCGGCCUGCAUUGUGAUGGCCUGGGUGUUGCUGUGUGGGUGUGAGGUGGUCCCUGCAUUCACGUCUGUCUCCAUGUGGUGCCUGGAGCUUCCGGGGAGGCCACGCAGGGCCCACAUCCCACAGCGUGCGUGUGGCCUACAGGGAGCGGCAGCUAGGGCAGGAGGCCCUAGAGCUUCUAUUAAAGUCGUUUGAACCAAAGUGGCGGGCUGCGUUUCUCCGUGACCACACGCCCCCCAGUCCGCUGCAGCGCCCGUCACCCGGGGCAUCUUGGGGUACCUUGCGCCCUGUGCUCCUGGCUGCUGCCCUGACGGGAAGACGGGCCUCCCUGGCGCACAUGGGGUAGGGGAGUCUCACAUAGGCACUUUAUCAGGACCCGGCUGUCUGCGGGGACCUCAGCCACCUCACGGCACCGGGCGCUGGCCGCCAGGGCGGCAGGCUAGAGCUGGGGAGUGCUGCAGAGCCCGUCCCCGUGCCCCCGCGUGCCCUCCGCUGGAGGCCUGUGGGCUGUCCAGUCGGCAGACCGGGAUAGCAAUAUACUUCUGAAUGGGAAACGGAACGACAUUUUCAAGACAAUGACCGUUAUCAAAACAAAAUGUAUAAUUUCUUAAUUUGAAUAAUAAAUUAAGUGUUUAAAUGCUAUUUGUAGUCUUGAUAAACCAAUAAAUAGCAUUUGUCUAGGUUUUAUUUUUA